AUGUUUGGUAUACCGCUGAUGAUUAUAGUGUUGAACACCCUAAACAAACUAUUUUUGGAAAAAAUUCGAGAUGUAACAUCCACUUGUAGCGAUUUUAUGCUUUACACAAGUAAAUACAUAAUAUCUUGCCUAUAA
Messenger RNA from Enterobius vermicularis (human pinworm), 135 nucleotides. NCBI's taxonomy places the organism in Eukaryota, Metazoa, Nematoda, Chromadorea, Rhabditida, Oxyuridae. The record is from the annotation of a GenBank genome assembly.